AUCCCAUAUGAACAGAGGUCAAGGUCAUGGGUAAACUAUCCUGUACUAUGAAUUGCUCAUGUUCAGGUUAAAAUAUUAGAUCCUGCCAUCAUUGCAUUAUGGAUAAGGGAUCCUCUAUUUCUGCCUAGAAGACAAUUUUGACCUCACUUCCUGUUCAAAGUACACAACAGAAGUUAACGUAAAAAAACUGCUAGCUGGGCACUGUGCACUCGACCUUGUUUAAAACAAUAGUUAUAAGUAGAUGGAAUUGUGGAGAACCCGAGAACUAUAUCCUUCACCUGUCUCCAUACACCGUCUUUAUAUUGACGUUCAUAAAGGUGCGGAAUCCAUCACAUCGUGUGAGAAAUUCAAUGAGAAUUUCUUGAAGUACUACAUCAAGGCAUCUGACUCCACCGUUCCUGUCUCAAACUCUGUUUUGAUAUGCAAGAGUCUUUGGAAUCGCUUGUGAAUGUUCUAGAGUCGUACCGAGGAAGAGACAAAGUGAUAAGGACAAUAUGCUAUGGGUCUCAGUUGGUCGGUGGAGUCCUAACUCAGAAGACAGAGGGAUCUGCGCAACUUGGAAAGAGUCUGCUACUGUUCUCAGCCCAGUUAAGUCAGUGCAGAACUGUUCUCCGACUCUUCGAUGACCUCUCCAUGCUGGCUUACUCCCAUCGCUAUGGUUUAGGAGCUGGGGAAGAAGACCCUGGUCUACGCUGGAUGUCUGUGCUGAACAAUCUUGCUGACCAGCUUUACUACCCCUGCGAACACAUCGCAUGGGCCGCAGACACGGAGCUCAUUAAGGUCAAGUCUGAUAAGUGGUGGCUGUUCAGCACAGUGCUAUGGGGCACGUCUCUGCUUCUGGGAAUACUCAGGUCUGUAAGAGUCAUUAUGCUCCUGAAGAAAAAGCUCAGAAAAUGCGAGAGGGCCAGAGAAGUCGACCGCAGUGAGGGCAGUGUCCCCAGCCCAUCUCAGCUUCGGAGGAAGAUGAGAGCGGAAGUCCUCUGUGUCCUGAGCAGCAUGGCUGAUCUAAGCAACGCCAUUCAUUGGAUGCCCCCUGGAUUCCUUUGGGCUGGAAGCUUUCCUAAUUGGCUGGUGGGACUGAUGGGCACCACCUCCUCUUUGAUAGGUCUCAUCCAGAUGAGUGAUGGCAGUGCCUAGUCUCGUCCAUCAGAUUAAGUUAAUGUGACUUAAUUCAUGAUAAAAUCGUGCAGUGUGGGCUACUUGAUUAUUAGCAGUCAAUCCACAUACAUUACAUUAAUGGAAAGUACGAUUAGACAAAUAGAUAGCCAGUUG
Messenger RNA from Hypomesus transpacificus, 1272 nucleotides. It is a transcript of the gene pex11g, whose product is annotated as peroxisomal biogenesis factor 11 gamma. NCBI's taxonomy places the organism in Eukaryota, Metazoa, Chordata, Actinopteri, Osmeriformes, Osmeridae. The transcript is spliced from 5 exons. Gene Ontology annotation, biological process: peroxisome fission. The record is from RefSeq and is a predicted model, not a curated record. Gene Ontology annotation, cellular component: peroxisomal membrane. Bases 421 to 1137 code for a protein of 238 amino acids.